CCGGGCACUUGUGGCCGCCCCGGGAAGUUGUGCUGGGAGUGCUGCGAGUGCCGAGCCGAGCCCGCCGCCGAUCCCGCCAUGUCGGGCUCCUCCAACGUGGCGGCCAUGAAGAAGGUGGUGCAGCAGCUGCGCCUGGAGGCCAGCGUGACCCGCGUGAAGGUUUCUCAAGCUGCAGCUGACUUGAAGCAAUUCUGCCUGCAGAAUGCGCAACACGAUCCCCUACUGACGGGAGUAUCAUCAAGUACAAAUCCAUUCAGACCCCAGAAAGUUUGUUCCUUUUUGUAAUUAUGUGAACUACUUCAGUAUCUUUCAGUGAUCUUUUAGCAUCUUUUCCUACCUGCUGAUGUGUGUAUGGGCAGAGUGCCUCAAGGAGUGGCCUGGUUUGAAGUCUGUAAAAAAGCUUAGCUUUAACGUGCCAAAUCUAACUCUAAAAGUGCUACUGUCGUCAAACUUCUUACCAUCUACCUCUCCAGAUGAACUGUAUGCUAGUUACGUACUUCUGUUUCAUACGGGAAUCACUUUUAUAUGCCAAGCAAAAAAUAAAAGUUUCUUGACUUA
This is a messenger RNA of Melospiza melodia melodia, 558 nucleotides long. RefSeq names its product G protein subunit gamma 5 (gene GNG5). Gene Ontology annotation, cellular component: heterotrimeric G-protein complex. The transcript has 3 exons. The record is from RefSeq and is a predicted model, not a curated record. Lineage: Eukaryota; Metazoa; Chordata; Aves; Passeriformes; Passerellidae. Gene Ontology annotation, biological process: G protein-coupled receptor signaling pathway. Gene Ontology annotation, molecular function: G-protein beta-subunit binding. Bases 79 to 285 code for a protein of 68 amino acids.